Molecule: messenger RNA, 2298 nt
Organism: Amaranthus tricolor (Joseph's coat)
Lineage: Eukaryota; Viridiplantae; Streptophyta; Magnoliopsida; Caryophyllales; Amaranthaceae
Product: transcription termination factor MTEF1, chloroplastic
Exons: 2
Coding region: 1088-1930 (280 amino acids)
Biological process (GO): regulation of DNA-templated transcription
Molecular function (GO): double-stranded DNA binding
Source: RefSeq, a predicted model, not a curated record
ACUCUACUAAAAUAAUCAAAACCAAGAGACAUAUAUCGACAUUUUUUUUUAAAACAUUAUAAAUAUGAUAAAGUUGUCACGAGUUUUUUUUUCUUGUACUCAAACUCAAUCAAGUAAACGCAACAUAAGAUAGAGAGCAGAAGAAUGAUUUACAGAAAAUGGAGUUUGCUCAGCAGCACCGCCGUAAUCACCGGCGGAAUCAUUAGCGCGGUCGUCGUCGCUAAUCUUUUUGUAUCUCCUAAAGAUUCUUUUUUGAGGCCAGAAUUGAAGAAACAAAAUGAAUCUUUACUGAAGUAAAUGGGUUUCUCAGCCACUUCUUUGAGCUAGAAUUUGUCCCAGGUUUCGUACGAUGUUGAUUUUCAUGUAAUUGAAACUGCUAAAAGCGUCGUUUUUUAGCUAAAUAAACUUUACCGUUUGAUCAAAGACAUUCAUUGUUAAGCAUCUAAUGCCUACAUUCAUGGCCAAAGUGCACAUUGGAUGUUUGUUUCUCUCAAUUUAGAGCUGAAGCGAGAACUUGGAAUCUGUUCAUAAUAAUAUUGAGCUUCAUCAAGGAUUUGCUGUAAUUGCAGCUUUUCAUCUAUUACAGAUUUGUAUGAAAACUCCAUAUCAUACCGCAAAACACAAUGAUAAAUCCCUUGAAUGCCUGAAAUGCGGUUUUUUACACAUUUAUAAUGCGGGUAGUAUCAACCUGAUAGAUUUGAAACCUUUACAACUCAACCGAUACAAACUAUAAGACCCUUUUUUUAACUAUGUACGACAUGAAGUGUCUACAUCUUGAAUUCAAAUAAAAAAUGUUGAGUUCUAAUUUACAUAUAUUUCCAUUUAAUUGAAUAAUGCAAUUUCACAUUUUUUUCUGAAAGUUAAACAAGCUAUUGAAUAAUACUUUAUGUGAUACUUUUGAUAUUUCAGAUCGAGCUUUCAUGUUGGUCUUCCUUGAGACAAUUUUUAUUUUUUUUGGUUGGUAAAAAAAAUAUGCUAUUCUGAACUAGUCAAUUUUCUGGGGCCACAACUCUUUAAUUAGCCAUUCUUAUCCUCUUAUCUAUCAUUCCUGGCUGGCAACCAGAAACUCAGGCUGGAAAAUUUAGAAAUGCUACUCUCCUACACCAUUACACCUGCAGCCUGUUACUCCCGCCCUCGAACAUCUAGCUACAAACAUCUGCCGCCUUGUCCUCCUCCUCCAGCCACCGUCCUUCGUUUUCACACACUAUACCGUGAAAAAUUAACCUACCUAAGAAACCUCGGCAUUGCAGAUCUUAAUACCAAAAGCACCAAUAUCCGCUCUCAUGAAACAUUGGAUCAAAUUCUCUCCAUCAUCGACUACCUAAAAUCGAAAGGCUUCUUAGACAGUGAUAUUCCGGAACUUGCUUCUGAUUGCCCUAAACUCUUUUCGUCUGGCCUCGAGCCAGCUGAUGUUGAACCGGUUUUCCGUUUCUUGGCUACUGAGGUUCGUGCAUCAACUCCUGAAUCUCGUGGACUCGUUCUCUGCUGUCCCGAGCUCUUGUUUUCUAAUGUUGAGUAUUGUUUGAAGCCAACACUCGCCUUUCUCACAAGUAUAGGACUCGAGAAGCUGAACUCUCCCACUAAUCUCAACGCUCAUCUCUUAAACACACGCGUUGGUAAGCUUGAGGCCAAGAUUGAGUUCUUAAUGAGCAUCGGGUUUACUUAUGAAGAGUCGAUAAAAGCGUGUGUGCGGUUGCCCGCUAUUUUUGGUUAUAGCAUUGAAAAUAAUAUGUGGCCAAAGGUUGAGUAUUUGUUGGAUGGGAUGCAAAGGAGUAUUGAAGAAGUAAAAGAAUUUCCUCAGUACUUUGCUUUUAGCUUGAGAGGAAGAAUAGUGCCAAGAUAUAUGCAUUUGAAGCAAAGGAGUGUUCACAUCUCUUUGAAGAGGAUGUUGUUAUGUGGUGAUGAUAAGUUCUAUGCUAAGUGGAAAUGAUUCUUUUUUGAAGUAUGUUUGGAAACCAUUUUUUUAUUCGAGGUUAAGGUCAAAAGGGGAAAUUAAUUUUGAUUAAGGCGGUGAAAAUCAAACUCUUUUUACUCUGAUGAAAGAGAAAUUUAAGAUUAGAAGGAAGUGAAGUAAAAAUUGACGUGUUUUUUUCUUUUUUAAGGUCAAAAAGAUUUAUUUUGAACAAAUUAUAAAGAAGUUAUUGUUAGAAGUAUGAAUGCAGAAGUAUGAAUGCAUAACUGUAGUAAAUAGUGUAUGAAUAGUAACCACAUGGUAUUAUAAAUAUGUGCAUCUUACUGUAUUGUUUGAUACACAAAAAUAUACAAGUUUAUUAAUCUAUUAUACUACUCUUCUCUCUA